AUGGCAGGAAUUGGAGUCGUUGAGGAUGAAGAAAGCAUCUAUGGUCGCAAUAAAUACAUUUUGAGGCCUAAAUUGUAUUUACAUAAGGUUAACAUUUCCUUUUUCAUUUUGUCCUUUCCUCUGCGUUGCAGGCCCGGGAAAGUUACGGAAGAAAAGCACCCAAAAGCAUCGUUAUCAAGUAAGGUGUUAAGCCUUGAAGAGCUUUUCUCUUUGGAGGUAUGGAGAGCUUCUUUGGCAGAGCUUCUUGGGACGGCAGUGCUUGUUUUCUCGUUGGACACGAUAGUUAUCUCCACAUUACAGACCGAAACAAAAACACCAAACCUUGUAAUGUCGGUCCUAAUUGCCUUCGUUGUUGCAGUUCUCCUGCUUGCUACGUAUCCCAUCUCCGGGGGCCACAUCAAUCCGAUUGUUACCUUUGCUGCUUUGCUCACCGGCCUGGUUUCCAUUUCCCGAGCUGCCAUAUUCAUUUUGGCUCAAUCUGUUGGUGGCAUACUAGGUGCAUUAGCACUCAAAGCCGUGGUUAGCAGCGGCAUUGAACGAACGUAUUCACUAGGGGGAUGCACCGUGACUAUUGUUGCACCAGGCCCACAUGGGCCUACUGUGAUCGGCCUGGAGACGAGCCAGGCCCUUUGGCUCGAGAUAAUUUGUUCCUUUGUGUUUCUUUUUGCUUCGGUAUGGAUGGCUUUCGACCGUCGCCAAGCCAAGGCUGUGGGCCGAGUUAUGGUCUGUGUUAUCCUUGGAAUAGUGUUAGGUCUUCUUGUAUACAUUUCUACUACAGUCACAGCAACGAAAGGCUACAGUGGUGCUGGGCUAAACCCAGCAAGGUGCUUGGGCCCAGCAGUUGUUAGAGGGGGCCACCUGUGGGACAAACACUGGAUAUUUUGGAUUGGGCCAGCUAUUGGGUGUGUGGCUUUUGCUCUUUAUGUUAAGAUGAUUCCACGUGAGCAUACCCACAGCUACUAAGUAUAUUCGUUUUCAAGAGCUAAGACCGGCACACAAUUUGGUAUCUUAUUGGCUUAAUGUAAUAAGGUGGCGUAAGCCCGAAG
This is a messenger RNA of Theobroma cacao (cacao), 1046 nucleotides long. NCBI's taxonomy places the organism in Eukaryota, Viridiplantae, Streptophyta, Magnoliopsida, Malvales, Malvaceae. The record is from RefSeq and is a predicted model, not a curated record.